This is a messenger RNA of Ctenopharyngodon idella (grass carp), 12441 nucleotides long. RefSeq names its product serine-rich adhesin for platelets-like. Bases 1 to 12159 code for a protein of 4052 amino acids. The transcript has 12 exons. NCBI's taxonomy places the organism in Eukaryota, Metazoa, Chordata, Actinopteri, Cypriniformes, Xenocyprididae. The record is from RefSeq and is a predicted model, not a curated record.
AUGCAGCUCAGUGGGGCUGAACAGUGCGACCUCAGCGGCACCACAGACCAUGCUGUUCAAUCAAGCACAGCUGCCACUGACAGUCCUUCAGGCACCACAGAUCAUGCUGUUCAAUCAAGCGCAGCUGUCACUGACAGUCCUUCAGGCACCACAGACCAUACAAGUCCAUCAAGUGCAGCUGCCACUGACAGUCCUUCAGGUACCACGGGCCAUUCUGUUCAAUCAAGCACAGCUGCCACUGACAGUACUUCAGACACCACAGACGAUGAUGUUCAAUCAAGCGCAGCUGUCACUGACAGUCCUUCAGGCACCACAGACCAUACAAGUUUAUCAAGCGCAGCUGCCACUCCCAGUCCUUCAGGCACCACGGCCCAUGUGCAUUCAUCAAGUGCAGCUGCCACUGACAGUCCUUCAGGCACCACAGACCAUGCUGUUCAAUCAAGCGCAGCUGUCACUGACAGUCCCUCAGGCACCACAGAAAAUACAAGUCCAUCAAGCGCAGCUGCCACUGACAGUCCUUCAAGUACCACGGGCCAUUCUGUUCAAUCAAGCGCAGCUGCCACUGACAGUGCUUCAGACACCACAGACGAUGAUGUUCAAUCAAACGCAGCUGUCACUGACAGUCCUUCAGGCACCACAGACCAUACAAGUCCAUCAAGCGCAGUUGCCACUCCCAGUCCUUCAGGCACCACGGCCCAUGUCCAUUCACCAAGUGCAGCUGCCACUUACAGUCCUUCAGGCACCACAGACCAUACAAGUCCAUCAAGCGCAGAUGCCACAGACAGUCCUUCAAGUACCACGGGCCAUUCUGUUCAAUCAAGCACAGCUGCCACUGACAGUCCUUCAGACACCACAGACCAUACAAGUCCAUCAAGUGCAGCUGCCACUGAAAGUACUUCAGACACCACAGACGAUGAUGUUCAAUCAAGCGCAGCUGUCACUGAAAGUCCUUCAGGCACCACAGACCAUACAAGCCCAUCAAGUGCAGCUGCCACUGACAGUCCUUCAGGCACCACAGACCAUGCUGUUCAAUCAAGCGCAGCUGUCACUGACAGUCCUUCAGGCACCACAGACCAUACAAGUCAAUCAAGCGCAGAUGCCACAGACAGUCCUUCAAGUACCACGGGCCAUUCUGUUCAAUCAAGCACAGCUGCCACUAACAGUCCUUCAGACACCACAGACCAUUCAAGUCCAUCAAGUACAGCUGCCACUGAAAGUACUUCAGACACCACAGACGAUGAUGUUCAAUCAAGCGCAGCUGUCACUGACAGUCCUUCAGGCACCACAGACCAUAUCCAUUUAUCAAGUGCAUCUGCCACUGACAGUCCUUCAAGUACCACGGGCCAUUCUGUUCAAUCAAGCGCAGCUGCCAAUGACAGUACUUCAGACACCACAGACGAUGAUGUUCAAUCAAGCGCAGCUGUCACUGACAGUCCUUCAGGCACCACAGACCAUACAAGUCCAUCAAGCGCAGUUGCCACUCCCAGUCCUUCAGGCACCACGGCCCAUGUCCAUUCACCAAGUGCAGCUGCCACUGACAGUCCUUCAGGCACCACAGACCAUACAAGUCCAUCAAGCGCAGAUGCCACAGACAGUCCUUCAAGUACCACGGGCCAUUCUGUUCAAUCAAGCACAGCUGCCACUGACAGUACUUCAGACACCACAGACCAUACAAGUCCAUCAAGUGCAGCUGCCACUGAAAGUACUUCAGACACCACAGACGAUGAUGUUCAAUCAAGCGCAGCUGUCACUGACAGUCCUUCAGGCACCACAGACCAUACAAGUCCAUCAAGUGCAGCUGCCACUGACAGUCCCUCAGGCACCACAGACCAUGCUGUUCAAUCAAGCACAGCUGCCACUGACAGUCCUUCAGGCACCACAGACCAUGCUGUUCAAUCAAGCGCAGCUGUCACUGACAGUCCCUCAGGCACCACAGACAAUACAAGUCCAUCAAGCGCAGCUGCCACUGACAGUCCUUCAAGUACCACGGGCCAUUCUGUUCAAUCAAGCGCAGCUGCCACUGACAGUACUUCAGACACCACAGACCAUACAAGUCCAUCAAGUGCAGCUGCCACUGAAAGUACUUCAGACACCACAGACCAUACAAGUCCAUCAAGUGCAGCUGCCACUGAAAGUACUUCAGACACCACAGACGAUGAUGUUCAAUCAAGCGCAGCUGUCACUGACAGUCCUUCAGGCACCACAGACCAUACAAGUCCAUCAAGUGCAGCUGCCACUGACAGUCCCUCAGGCACCACAGACCAUGCUGUUCAAUCAAGCACAGCUGCCACUGACAGUCCUUCAGGCACCACAGACCAUGCUGUUCAAUCAAGCGCAGCUGUCACUGACAGUCCCUCAGGCACCACAGACAAUACAAGUCCAUCAAGCGCAGCUGCCACUGACAGUCCUUCAAGUACCACGGGCCAUUCUGUUCAAUCAAGCGCAGCUGCCACUGACAGUACUUCAGACACCACAGACCAUACAAGUCCAUCAAGUGCAGCUGCCACUGAAAGUACUUCAGACACCACAGACCAUACAAGUCCAUCAAGUGCAGCUGCCACUGAAAGUACUUCAGACACCACAGACGAUGAUGUUCAAUCAAGCGCAGCUGUCACUGACAGUCCUUCAGGCACCACAGACCAUACAAGUCCAUCAAGUGCAGCUGCCACUGAGAGUCCCUCAGGCACCACAGACCAUGCUGUUCAAUCAAGCACAGCUGCCACUGACAGUCCUUCAGGCACCACAGACCAUGCUGUUCAAUCAAGCGCAGCUGUCACUGACAGUCCCUCAGGCACCACAGACAAUACAAGUCCAUCAAGCGCAGCUGCCACUGACAGUCCUUCAAGUACCACGGGCCAUUCUGUUCAAUCAAGCGCAGCUGCCACUGACAGUACUUCAGACACCACAGACCAUACAAGUCCAUCAAGUGCAGCUGCCACUGAAAGUACUUCAGACACCACAGACGAUGAUGUUCAAUCAAGCACAGCUGUCACUGACAGUCCUUCAGGCACCACAGACCAUACAAGUCCAUCAAGUGCAGCUGCCACUGACAGUCCCUCAGGCACCACAGAUCAUGCUGUUCAAUCAAGCGCAGCUGUCACUGACAGUCCUUCAGGCACCACAGACCAUACAAGUCCAUCAAGUGCAGCUGCCACUGACAGUCCUUCAGGUACCACGGGCCAUUCUGUUCAAUCAAGCACAGCUGCCACUGACAGUACUUCAGACACCACAGACGAUGAUGUUCAAUCAAGCGCAGCUGUCACUGACAGUCCUUCAGGCACCACAGACCAUACAAGUCCAUCAAGCGCAGCUGCCACUCCCAGUCCUUCAGGCACCACGGCCCAUGUGCAUUCAUCAAGUGCAGCUGCCACUGACAGUCCUUCAGGCACCACAGACCAUACAAGUCCAUCAAGUGCAGCUGCCACUGACAGUCCCUCAGGCACCACAGACCAUGCUGUUCAAUCAAGCGCAGCUGCCACUGACAGUACUUCAGACACCACAGACGAUGAUGUUCAAUCAAGCGUAGCUGUCACUGACAGUCCUUCAGGCACCACAGACCAUACAAGUCCAUCAAGCGCAGUUGCCACUCCCAGUCCUUCAGGCACCACGGCCCAUGUCCAUUCACCAAGUGCAGCUGCCACUGACAGUCCUUCAGGCACCACAGACCAUACAAGUCCAUCAAGCGCAGAUGCCACAGACAGUCCUUCAAGUACCACGGGCCAUUCUGUUCAAUCAAGCACAGCUGCCACUGACAGUACUUCAGACACCACAGACCAUACAAGUCCAUCAAGUGCAGCUGCCACUGAAAGUACUUCAGACACCACAGACGAUGAUGUUCAAUCAAGCGCAGCUGUCACUGACAGUCCUUCAGGCACCACAGACCAUACAAGUCCAUCAAGUGCAGCUGCCACUGACAGUCCCUCAGGCACCACAGACCAUGCUGUUCAAUCAAGCACAGCUGCCACUGACAGUCCUUCAGGCACCACAGAUCAUGCUGUUCAAUCAAGCGCAGCUGUCACUGACAGUCCUUCAGGCACCACAGACCAUACAAGUCCAUCAAGUGCAGCUGCCACUGACAGUCCUUCAAGUACUACGGGCCAUUCUGUUCAAUCAAGCACAGCUGCCACUGACAGUCCUUCAGACACCACAGACCAUACAAGUCCAUCAAGUACAGCUGCCACUGAAAGUACUUCAGACACCACAGACGAUGAUUUUCAAUCAAGCGCAGCUGUCACUGACAGUCCUUCAGGCACCACAGACCAUGCUGUUCAAUCAAGCGCAGCUGCCACUGACAGUCCUUUAGGCACCACAGACAAUGGCAUUCCAUCAAGCGUAGCUGUCACUGAGAGUACUUCAGACACUGGCGGUCUUUCAAGCACCACAGACCAUAUCCAUUUAUCAAGUGCAUCUGCCACUGACAGUCCAUUAGGCACCACAGACCAUACAAGGCCAUCAAGCGCAGCUGCCACUGAUAGUCCUUCAAGCACCACAGGCCAUUCUGUUCAGUCAAGCACAGCUGCCACUGACAGUCCUUCAGGCUACACAGACGAUAAUGUUCAAUCAAGCGCAGCUGUCACUGACAGUCCUUCAGACACCACAGACCAUACAAGUCCAUCAAGCGCAGCUGCCACUCCCAGUCCUUCAGACACCACGGACCAUGUCCUUUCAUCAAGUGCAGCUGCCACUGACAGUCCUUCAAGUACCACGGGCCAUUCUGUUCAAUCAAGCACAGCUGCCACUGACAGUACUUCAGACACCACAGACCAGACAAGUCCAUCAAGCGCAGCUGCCACUGACAGUCCUUCAGGUACCACGGGCCAUUCUGUUCAAUCACGCACAGCUGCCACUGACAGUACUUCAGACACCACAGACGAUGUUCAUUCAAGCGCAGCUGUCACUGACAGUCCUUCAGGCACCACAGACCAUACAAGUCCAUCAAGCGCAGCUGCCACUGACAGUCCCUCAGGCACCACAGACCAUGCUGUUCAAUCAAGCACAGCCGCCACUGACAGUCCUUCAGGCACCACAGACCAUGCUGUUCAAUCAAGCGCAGCUGUCACUGACAGUCCCUCAGGCACCACAGACAAUACAAGUCCAUCAAGCGCAGCUGCCACUGACAGUCCUUCAAGUACCACGGGCCAUUCUGUUCAAUCAAGCACAGCUGCCACUGACAGUCCUUCAAGUACCACGGGCCACUCUGUUCAAUCAAGCGCAGCUGCCACUGACAGUAAUUCAGACACCACAGACGAUGAUGUUCAAUCAAGUGCAGCUGUCACUCCCAGUCCUUCAGGCACCACGGCCCAUGUGCAUUCAUCAAGUGCAGCUGCCACUGACAGUCCUUCAGGCACCACAGACCAUGCUGUUCAAUCAAGCGCAGCUGUCACUGACAGUCCCUCAGGCACCACAGACAAUACAAGUCCAUCAAGCGCAGCUGCCACUGACAGUCCUUCAAGUACCACGGGCCAUUCUGUUCAAUCAAGCACAGCUGCCACUGACAGUCCUUCAAGUACCACGGGCCACUCUGUUCAAUCAAGCGCAGCUGCCACUGACAGUACUUCAGACACCACAGACCAGACAAGUCCAUCAAGCGCAGCUGCCACUGACAGUCCUUCAGGCACCACAGACCAUGCUCUUCUAUCAAGCGCAGCUGUCACUGACAGUCCUUCAGGCACCACAGACCAUACAAGUCCAUCAAGCGCAGCUGCCACUGACAGUCCUUCAGGCAUCACAGACCAUGCUGUUCAAUCAAGCACAGCUGUUACUGACAGUCCUUCAGGCACCACAGACCACACAAGUCCAUCAAGCGCAGCUGCCACUGACAGUCCUUCAGGCACCACAGACCAUACAAGUCCACCAAGCGCUGCUGCCACUGACAGUCCUUCAGGCACCACAGACCAUACAAGUCCUUCAAGCGCUGCUGCCACUGACAGUCCUUCAGGUACCACGGGCCAUUCUGUUCAAUCAAGCACAGCUGCCACUGACAGUCCUUCAGGCACCACAGACCAUGCUGUUCAAUCAAGCACAGCUGUCACUGACAGUCCCUCAGGCACCACAGAAAAUACAAGUCCAUCAAACGCAGCUGCCACUGACAGUCCUUUAGGCACCACAGACAAUGGCAUUCCAUCAAGCGUAGCUGUCACUGAGAGUACUUCAGACACUGGCGGUCUUUCAAGCACCACAGACCAUAUCCAUUUAUCAAGUGCAUCUGCCACUGACAGUCCAUUAGGCACCACAGACCAUACAAGUCCAUCAAGCGCAGCUGCCACUGAUAGUCCUUCAAGCACCACGGGCCAUUCUGUUCAGUCAAGCGCAGCUGUCACUGACAGUCCUUCAGGCACCACAGACCAUACAAGUCCAUCAAGCGCAGGUGCCACUCCUAGUCCUUCAGACACCACGGACCAUGUCCUUUCAUCAAGCGCAGCUGCCACUGACAGUCCUUCAGGUAUCACGGGCCAUUCUGUUCAAUCAAGCACAGCUGCCACUGACAGUACUUCAGACACCACAGACUAUGAUGUUCAAUCAAGCGCAGCUGUCACUGACAGUCCUUCAGGCACCACAGACCAUACAAGUCCAUCAAGCGCAGCUGCCACUCCCAGUCCUUCAGGCACCACGGCCCAUGUCCAUUCACCAAGUGCAGCUGCCACUGACAGUCCUUCAGGCACCACAGACCAUACAAGUCCAUCAAGCGCAGAUGCCACAGACAGUCCUUCAAGUACCACGGGCCAUUCUGUUCAAUCAAGCACAGCUGCCACUGACAGUCCUUCAGACACCACAGACCAUACAAGUCCAUCAAGUACAGCUGCCACUGAAAGUACUUCAGACACCACAGACGAUGAUGUUCAAUCAAGCGCAGCUGUCACUGACAGUCCUUCAGGCACCACAGACCAUGCUGUUCAAUCAAGCGCAGCUGCCACUGACAGUCCUUUAGGCACCACAGACAAUGGCAUUCCAUCAAGCGUAGCUGUCACUGAGAGUACUUCAGACACUGGCGGUCUUUCAAGCACCACAGACCAUAUCCAUUUAUCAAGUGCAUCUGCCACUGACAGUCCAUUAGGCACCACAGACCAUACAAGUCCAUUAAGCGCAGCUGUCACUGAUAGUCCUUCAAGCACCACGGGCCAUUCUGUUCAGUCAAGCACAGCUGCCACUGACAGUCCUUCAGGCUACACAGACAAUAAUGUUCAAUCAAGCGCAGCUGUCACUGAUAGUCCUUCAGGCACCACAGACCAUACAAGUCCAUCAAGUGCAGCUGCCACUGACAGUCCUUCAGGCACCACAGACCAUGCUGUUCAAUCAAGCGCAGCUGCCACUGACAGUCCUUUAGGCACCACAGACCAUACAAGUCCAUCAAGUGCAGCUGCCACUGAAAGUACUUCAGACACCACAGACCAUGCUUUUCAAUCAAGCACAUCCAUCACUGACAGUGCUUCAGGCACCACAGACCAUGCUAUUCCAUCAAGCACAGCUGCCACUGAAAGCCCCUCAGGCUCCACAGACCAUGCCAUUUCAUCAAGCUCAGCUGUCACUGGUGGCCCUUCAGGCACCACUGACCAUGCUGUUCAAUCAAGCGCAGCUGUCACUGACAGUCCUUCAGGCACAACGGACAAUGGCAUUACAUCAAGCGUAGCUGUCACUGACAGUACUUCAGACACUGGCAGUCCGUCAAGCACCACAGACAAUAUCCAUUCAUUAAGUGCAUCUGCCACUGACAGUCCUUCAGGCACCACAUACCAUUCUGUCCAAUCAAGUGCAGCUGUUACUGACAGUCCUUCAGGCACCACAGACCAUGCUCUUCUAUCAAGCGCAGCUGUCACUGACAGUCCUUCAGGCACCACAGACCAUACAAGUCCAUCAAGCGCAGCUGCCACUGACAGUCCUUCAGGCAUCACAGACCAUGCUGUUCAAUCAAGCACAGCUGUUACUGACAGUCCUUCAGGCACCACAGACCAUACAAGUCCAUCAAGCGCAGCUGCCACUGACAGUCCUUCAGGCACCACAGACCAUACAAGUCCACCAAGCGCUGCUGCCACUGACAGUCCUUCAGGCACCACAGACCAUACAAGUCCUUCAAGCGCUGCUGCCACUGACAGUCCUUCAGGCACCACAGACCAUGCUGUUCAAUCAAGUGCAGCUGUUACUGACAGUACUUCAGGCACCACAGACCAUGCUGUUCAAUCAAGUGCAGCUGUUACUGACAGUACUUCAGGCACCACAGACCAUGCUGUUCAAUCAAGCGCAGCUGACACUGACAGUCCUUCUGGCACAGCGGACCAUGGUAUUACAUCAAGCGUAGCUGUCACUGACAAUACUUCAGACACUGGCAGUCCUUCAAGCACCACAGACCAUUUCCAUUCAUCAAGUGCAUCUGCCACUGACAAUCCAUUAGGCACCACGAACCAUGCUGUUCAAUCAAGCGCAGCUACCACUUACAGUCCUUCAAGCACCACAGACCAUAUCCAUUCAUCAAGCACAUCUGCCACUGACAGUCCAUCAGGCACCACAGACCAUGCUGUUCAAUCAAGUGCAACUGUUACUGACAGUCCUUCAGGCACCACAGACCAUACAAGUCCAUCAAGCGCAGCUGCCACUGACAGUCCUUCAGGCACCACAGACCAUGCUGUUCUAUCAAGCGCAGCUGUCACUGACAGUCCUUCAGGCACCACGGACCAUGCUGUUCAAUCAAGCGCAGCUGUCACUGACAGUCCUUCAGGCACCACAGACCAUACAAGUCCAUCAAGCGCAGCUGCCACUGACAGUCCUUCAGGCACCACAGAUCAUGCUUUUCAGUCAAGCGCAGCUGUCACUGACAGUCCUUCAGGCACCACAGAUCAUGCUUUUCAGUCAAGCGCAGCUGUCACUGACAGUCCUUCAGGCACCACAGAUCAUGCUUUUCAGUCAAGCGCAGCUGUCACUGACAGUACUUCAGGCACCACGGACCAUGCUGUUCAAUCAAGCGCAGCUGCCACUGACAGUCCUUCAGGCAUCACAGACCUUACAAGUCCAUCAAGCGCAGCUGCCACUGACAGUCCUUCAAGCACCACAGACCAUGCUGUUCAAUCAAGCGCAUCUGUCACGGAUAGUCCUUCAGGCACCACAGACCAUUUUGUUCAAUCAAGCGCAGCUUCUACUGACAGUACAUUAGGCACCACAGAGUAUGUCCAUUCACCCAGCGCAGCUGCAACUGACAGUCCAUCAGGCACCGCAGACCAUGCUAUUCCAUCAAGCGCAGCUGCCACUGAAAGCCCCUCAGGCUCCACUGACCAUGCCAUUUCAUCAAGCUCAGCUGUCACUGGUGGCCCUUCAGGCACCACAGACCAUGCUGUUCAAUCAAGCGGAGCUGUCACUGACAGUACUUCAGACACUGGCAGUCCUUCAAGCACCACAGACCAUAUCCACUCAUCAAGUGCAUCUGCCACUGACAGUCCUUUAAGCACCACAGAUCAUUCUGUUCAAUCAAGUGCAGCUGUUACUGACAGUCCUUCAGGCACAACGGACCAUGGCAUUACAUCAAGCGUAGCUGUCACUGACGGUACUUCAGGCACCACAGAAGAAACUGUUCAAUCAAGUGCAGCUGUUACUAACAGUCCUUCAGGCACCACAGACCAUACAAGUCCAUCAAGCGCAGCUGCCACUGACAGUCCUUCAGGCACCACAGACCAAGCUGUUCAAUCAAGUGCAGCUGUUACUAACAGUCCUUCAGGCACCACAGACCAUACAAGUCCAUCAAGCGCAGCUGCCACUGACAGUCCUUCAGGCACCACAGACCAUGCUUUUCAGUCAAGCGCAGCUGUUACUGACAGUCCAUCAGGCAUCACAAACCAUGCUAUUCCAUCAAGUGCAGCUGCCACUGAAAGCCCCUCAGGCUCCACUAACCAUGCCAUUUCUUCAAGCGCAGCUGUCACUGGCGGCCCUUCCGGCACCACGGACCAUGCCGUUCAAUCAAGUGCAGCUGUCACUGUCAGUCCAUUAGGCACCAUGGACCAUGCCCAUCCAUCAAGCACCACCACUCAGCUAUCAACUACAACCUACACAGGUUCAGCAGUGACAGGCGAGGGAUUCAUUAUUCUACAGCUCCGUUUAGAGAGAGAAUUUAUUUCUGAUUACAACAUGUCUUCUUCAAUGCAGUAUCAGAAUCUCUCCAAAAACAUCACUAUGGAGCUGAAUCAAUUCUACUUGAGAAUUUAUGGGACCAACUUCCUCAGAGCCUUUGUGAUGCGAUUCUGGUCUGGGUCAGUGGGUGUGGAUGUGCAACUUAUUUUUACAAAUGAGACUGUUAUUCCAAAUGCAACAAGCAUUAAAGACAAUCUUGAGACAGGAAUUAAUGAAUUAAAAGUGUUCCUUGGUUCUGUGAUUCCUGGCAGUAUUAUUGUGAAAGAAAACUCAACUUUGAAUACCAGCACAGUUGUUCCUCCUGGUACCAUAAACACCACUGUCUCUACUGAUCUGUCAAGCACAACUGGACCUAAUCAUCUUAUAGAUACUACAGUUUCAACCAGCACAUCGAUCACAACUGCUCCAGCUGGCCAGUCAAGCAAUGCAGUUCAUAUUGAUUUAACAAGUACAAGUGCUUCUACUGUUAUUUCAAACAGCGUACUUCCUACAGAUGUAUCAAGUACAACUAUACUUUCUGGUUCAUCUGGCACUACAGUAUCUGUAUCGAGUGCAGCUGCUGAUAAGAUCACAACAUCUGUAUUAUUUGCAAACUCAACACAUUCUGAAGUUGUCACCACCUCAACCACGUCUUCACUGCCAACCAGUCAUCUAUCAACUGAAGCCUCCACAGCAACCACUCAUUUAUCAAAUAAACCUACAACAGCAACCACUGCUCUAUCAAAUACAGCUACCACAGGUCCAGCAGUGCCAGGCGAGACAUUCGUUAUUCUGCAGAUCCGUUUAGAUAUACAAUAUACUGAAGUUUACAAUAACCCUGCUUCUAUGGAGUACAAGACUCUGGCCCUCAACAUCACUAUUGAGCUGAAUCGAGCCUACCGGAGAAUUUAUGGGUCCAAAUUCCUCAGAACCUUCGUGAUGGGAUUCUGGUCUGGGUCAGUGGGUGUGGAAACGCAACUUAUUUUUACAAAUGAGACUGUUAUUCCAAAUGCAACAAUCAUUGAAGACAAUCUUAAGACAGGAAUUAAUGAAUCAAAAGUGUUCCUUGGUUCUGUGAUUCCUGGCAGUGUCAUUGUGAAAGAAAACUCAACUUUGAAUACCAGCACAGUUGUUCCUCCUGGUACCAUAAACACCACUGUCUCUACUGAUCUGUCAAGCACAACUGGACCUAAUCAUCUUACAGAUACUACAAUUCCAACCAGCACAUCGAUCACAACUGCUCCAGCUGGCCAGUCAAGCAAUGCAGUUCAUAUUGAUUUAACAAGUACAAGUGCUUCUACUGUUAUUUCAAACAGCGUACCUUCUACAGAUGUAUCAAGCACAACUAUACUUUCUGGUUCAUCUGGCACUGCAGUAUCUGUAUCAAGUGCAGCUGCUGAAAAGAUCACCACAUCUGUAUUAUUUGCGAACUCAACACACUCUGAAGUUGUCACCACCUCAACCACAUCUUCAGUGCCAACCUAUCAUCUAUCAACUAAAGCCUCCACAACAACCACUUAUAUAUCAAAUAAACCUACAACAGCAACCACUCAUCUAUCAACUAAAACCACUACAGCAACCACUGCUCUAUCAAAUACAGCUACCACAGGUCCAGCAGUGCCAGGCGAGACAUUCGUUAUUCUGCAGAUCCGUUUACAGAUACAAUAUACUGAAGUUUACAAUAACCCUGCUACUAUGGAGUACCAGACUCUGGCCCUCAACAUCAGUAUUGAGCUGAAUCGAGUCUACCGGGGAAUUUAUGGGACCAAUUUCCUCAGAGCCUUCGUGAUGGGAUUCUGGCCUGGUUCAGUAGGUGUGGAUACAGCACUUAUUUUCACAAACGACACUGUGCUUCCAAAGGCAAAAGUUAUUGAAAAAAAUCUUGAGACAGCAAUUGUUGAAUCAAGAGCAUUCCUUGGCUCUGUGUUGACUUCCAGUAUCACCGUUGUGGAACAGCAAGGUACAACUUUGACUACCCAGGCAUCACAAAAUGUUCCUGUAACACAAACAUCUUCUGCUGUUGCACCGGUUCUGUCUAGUAUGCUGUUCAUGCUUUUGCUUCUGCUAUAGAAUGAAACACUGUAGCUCUGCAAUGUUUUUCCUCAAUGUCACAUUCAAGCCUACAAUAUUAUGAAAACUAUCUGGUGUUUUGGAUACAUUACUCUUAAUUUUUAUGUUAUGGAAAAAUUGUGAUGCAUUAUUUAUUCUGAAAAUAGUUCUUUCAGGCAUUUCUUGGGACAACUGGGAAUUUCUGCACUACUUUUAACACAUUUGCAAUAUCUACAAUGUUUGAUUUGAUUGUUGCUUUUUAUUUCCUUGGAUAUUACAAUAAAUUUGAAAUGAAAAUCUGAA